AUGGCGGGGGACCUGGUGGUCGGGAUGCUCUAUAACUUGUUACUUCCACUGCUCCUGCUGGCUGCUUCUUCAUUUCGCUACAAUGGUCUGUCAGUGGUGUAUUUUCUGUUCCUGCUCGUCUUACCGCUGAUGCCGAACCCCAGCCUGGUCACCCUGAAAGGGAAAACGGGGGAAUUCCUGCGGCUUAUCAUCUAUACCAGUGUGAUCUUCCUGGCCCUGCAGUGCUUCAUGCAGAUCCCCUUCACCUACAUCCCUCAACAUGUUAGCGGCCACUUGGACGAUUUCCUCUACCACCUGGGCGUUGUGAGAUUCAGCUCGGUAGAUGCAGGGAACAUUGUACGUCUUCUGGCCCCGGAUGUGGGCCUCUUCUUUUCCUCCCUGUUCAUACUGAGACUUUGCAAAAAGCUACUGCGCCCCUUACCCCAAGUCAGUCUCCAUGAAAACGGAAUACCCCCGCCCGACCCCGAGGAAGUGGACACCUCUGAAGCCGAGUCUGAGGAGGGGACCGAUUCGGAGGGCUCCUCCUUCGACAGCUCAGACCAGACUACUGUGCCGGUUCAGGCGACGCCCCCCCAGUUCGUCCAGAAGCUGAUCGUGUUUGCAGCCGGACUGAGGAUGCUGCUGUCCGCAGUCAUGAACACGGCGGGGAUAGUGGUGGUGACCAUCCUGCUGGGGCUGGCAGGUAUCACGCUGCCCUCCCUCACCUCGGGUGUGUAUUUCGGGGUGUUUCUUGGACUAGUAUGGUGGUGGGUGCUCAGCCGCCCCGUCGGCCUGCUCCUCUUCAGCUCCCUGUGUGUGAUGAUGGCCAUCUUCAGCGGGGGACACCUGCUGGCUCUGUACCUCUACCAGUUGCCCUUGUCCCAGCAGCUUGUGCCACCAGAAGACGUCUACGCCAGGCUGUUCGGUAUGACAGGUGUGAUCAGAACCAACACUUCGGACCGCAACAGUCUUGGUCUGCACCCACAUGUCAGCUGGCCUGACUUCAUCAACCCUUUGGUUCUGCUGCUGCUGUACUACACACUGGUGGCUCUGCUGCACAAAUGGGUCCACAUCACGGAAGAGGUUUGUUUGGCGUUGCCGCAACUUGAUCCUGUUGAUGUUGAGGAACCUGAGAGUCCAGUAGAAAGUCCAGAUGCUCCUCCAAGCUUCUCCAGGGUCAUCUACAUCUCAGGAGAUAAGCAGGAGCUUUUGAGCAGCACAGAUGAUGAAACCUAUCUACCUGAUGAGCCCAUGAUCUUAAUGACGAGCAGUUCCUGGCAAGAGGUCCACAGAAGUGAUCUGGGAUCUGUGUUAGGAGGCGCAGGUUACACAGACUCUUAUCCUCCACCACAGUAUGAAGGCAAAGGCUCACCAUCACACGAGGCAGAGAGUGAGGGAGAAGUGGAGGAGAGGAGUGAGGAGGUCCCUGAGAGCCCGGCAGAGACUGUGCCUCCCCCCUCAGGCCCAAGUGGUCUGGUCAUCUUUGGGCAGCUGGUGCAGAAACACAGCUAUGUCAGCGCCCUGAUCAUCAUGAUGGUUUGGAGCAUCACCUACAACAACUGGCUGACGUUCGCCCUGCUGGUGUGGUCCUGUAUCAUUUGGAUGAUGAGAGACCGGCGGCGGUACGCCAUGAUGUCCGCCCCGUUCCUGGCCGUCUACGGCACCGUCCUGGUGCUGCUGGGCUUCCUGAGCGGCCUGCGCCUGAGCCGGGCCGAGCUCUACCCUGGUCUGCCCCCGGCUGUCAUCGUGGACUUCGACCUGAACAGCUACCACCCGGCGCCCUGCGCCCACCUGGGAGCAAAGGUCCUCUACAGCUUCAGCUUUUGGUUGAUGUUUCGUCAGCAGCUGAAGGAGAGGCAGGAGGAGCAGAGCUUGAAGGAGGAGUCUCUAGACGAAGUCAAAGUUGUGCCACUGGAGGAAAGUCAGCCAUCACCUAUCAUAGCGAUGCUGAUCUCAGGAGUGAAAGGGAUGCUGGUGAAAUACUGGAUACUCUUCUGCUGCUCCAUGUUCUUUGUUAUCAGCUUCUCUGGAAAGGUGGUCGUGUACAAGAUCCUCUACAUCGUCCUCUUCCUCUUCUGUGUUGUCCUCUAUCAGGUCCGUUAUGACGUGUGGCGCCGGCUCCUGAAGACGUUCUGGGCGGUGGUGGUCGGUUACUCCAUGGUGGUGCUCAUAGCCAUUUACAUGUACCAGUUCAGAAGUGUGUCGGGGCUGUUCAGACAGAUCAUGGGCAUGUCGGAGGAGGGCCUCCGUGACCUGGGUCUGGAGCGGUACGACACAGUGGAGCUGUUUGCACGUAUUCUCCUUCCCGCUGCGUUUCUAUUGGCUUGUAUCCUCCAGCUGCAUUACUUCAACUCAGACUUCCUGACUCUCACAGACCUCGAUAAUGUACCUGUCAGACAGGCUUCCAGAGAGGAAGAACUCAGGGCUUCAGUCAAUGUGAUAUCUGAUAUGAUUAAAGAAAACCUUGAGAAGUUCCAGAAGAGGCUUGUGAAGGAGAAGGUGGGAAGCGGGAAAAGUCAGGAGACUCUGGGUGACGUCGGACUACAAACCUCCUUUGAGAAAUCAGCUGAGGAUCAAGAGGACUCAACAGGAGAAGGAACGGUCCCCAGCAGUCAGGCGGACAAGUGGAUUGUGAUCGUGGACCGGGCGAGCCUGCUGAUCAUCCAGGCGCUCUCCGGAUUCCACAAGCUCCAGGAGCUGAGCUGGAGGCUGCUGGAGCUCCACAGCCUCAAGAUCGUUUCCUCCGGCAUCAUUUGGGUGUCGCUGCAGGAGGUUUCUCUGAUGAACUCCGUCUUCCUAGUGCUGUGGGUGUUUGCCCUUCCGUUCCCACGGUUACGACCUCUGGCGACCAGCAUCUCUGCUGUGUGGGCCUGCGUCAUGGUGGUGUGCAAGAUGUUCUACCAGCUCAAGGUCAUCAAGCCCCUCGAUUACUCCUCCAACUGCACCGCUGGCGUGGUACCCUACAACAGCUCGAGCCUUGAUGAUGGCGUGGAGCUGAGGGGAAACAUGAUGGAGCUGCUCAGGAGGUCUAUUCUCUACAUUGAGCCCGUGGACCCUGUGUACUGGUGUGGAGCGCUGCGCAAGUGUGAGGGCAGGAUCCUCCCCUGUCUCAGGAAUCAUCUGAUGGUGCUGGGCCUGCUGGCGUUCGAGGCGACUGUCCAUCGCCACCAGCUCUACUUCCGUCUCCACAACGACCUGAAGACGCUGCCCUUCAGCAUCAUCUUCCAGGGAAUCACGAGGCAGCACCUGGAUCACGGUGUCUUGCCCUGCAUCAAGUACUUCAUCAACUUCUGCUUCUACAAAUUUGGACUGGAGAUCAGUUUAAUUGUGGCCGUCAAUGUGAUCGGUCAGAGGAUGGAUUUCUAUGCCCUGCUCCACUCUUGCGCCUUAUUGGCUGUCCUGUCACGGCGACGCAGGAAGGCCAUCGGGGAGGUGUGGCCUAAAUACUGCUGCUUUACAGCAGGGCUCAUGGUGCUGCAGUACCUGCUCUGCAUCGGCAUCCCUCCCGCCAUCUGUGUUGAUUACCCCUGGAGAACUGCAGUUAAACCUUUGACAUCGAAUGUCAUCAAGUGGUUUUUCCUGCCGGACUUCGCCAUGAGUCCCAAUCCUUUAUUCAUAUUCUACGACCACCUCCUGUUGCUGUGCUCGUCCCUGCAGUGGCAGGUUUUCGAGGAGGAGAACCGGGCGGCGGUGCGACUGCUGGCUGGAGACAAUGUCGAGAUCAGCCGCAGUCUGGAUCCGUGUUCCUUCAACCAGUUCAUACCGGUCAAUAACUUCCUUCACUGCAGGUGCUACCUGGACAUGGUGAAGGUGUUUGUGUUCAGCUACUUCUUCUGGCUGGUGCUCUGCCUCAUCUUCAUCACCGGCACCACUCGGAUCAACAUCUUCUGUCUGGGCUACCUGGUGGCCUGCUUCUACUUCAUGCUGUUUGGAGGCAGCGUGCUGAUGCAGCCCGUCAGAUACAUCCUGCGUCUGUGGGACUGGCUCAUCGGCUACACCUGCUUCGUGAUCGCCAUGAAGAACCUGCUGUCUUUCGGUUCUUGUGCCUACCUGGACAGCCUGCUGAAGAACGGCUGCUGGUUAAUUCAGGCCUUCAGCAUGUUCUGCACCAUCAAAGGCUACGAUGUCCCUGUUCCUGAUGAUGAGUGCGAGCUGCCGGAGGGCGAGGCCGGAAUCGUCUGGGACGCGAUCUGUUUCACUGUGCUCCUGGCGCAGAGGAGGGUCUUCCUCAGCUACUACUUCCUCUACGUGGUGUCGGACCUCAAGUCGUCCAAGAUAUUGGCCUCCAGGGGUGCGGAGCUGUUUGAGGCCAAGGUGAAGAAGCUGGUAGCAGCCCGACUGGAGAUGGAGAAGAAAUCUGUGGAGACACUGAAGAAACAGAUGGAGAAGAUUAAAUCUAAACAGAAGAGUCGUCCCGCACCAGCAGACCAACCAGGAACUCCUGCUGAACAGGAGCAGGUGACGCUGGGCGAUGAUGAGAAGGCAAAGAGAGAUGCAGGGAAAUGGUGGAAGCCUUGGGUCUCUCAGCCCGGAGUGGAAAACAACUGUGGCUACCACCUGUUUGAGAGCGACACUGAGGAGGAAGAGGAAGAAGUCACGGAGAAGAAAGAGGAGGAGGAACCACCCAAGAAGAAAUCUGCUUUCCAGCUGGCCUACAACGCCUGGGUGACCAGCUCUAAGUCGGCCCUGAAGGACCUGAAGAAGGAUAAGAAGAUAAGAAAGAAAGAAGAGAAGAAGAGAGCUAAGAGGGAGCUGCGGAGACAGCAGGGCAUUGAUCGAGUGGACUCUAGCGAGGAUGAACUGGAGGAAAGCACUGUGCAGGAGGAGGCGGAGGAGGAAAAAGAAAACAUCCUGCAGCGCGUCGUCAGCACCCUGAAGUUCAGCUGGGCGUUCGUCCAGUCUCUCCUCGAUGACCUGACGGAGGGGCUGAACUCCUUCUGCAAAGACAACCUGGACAUUUCCAAAGUGCUGCGCUUCGAGCGAGCGCUACUCAAGCAGCAGCAAAAGAAGGGCAAAGAGGUGAGCCAGGAGAGCGUAAAGCAGUUUUAUGAGAACUGGCUGUCCCGUCAGAAUACACAGUCGUCACAGGAUUACCUAGAUGACCCCUUGCAUCCUCCUCCCUCGCCGCCCAUUGUCCACUCUUCACACCAUGCGUACGCCAAGCUGAGGAACCAGGCCUCCAAAGUGUCCUGGGGCAGCAGCGUUUCCAGCUGCAUGACAGACGAGACGAUGCUGGGCUCCCGGCAGCCGACCCAGGAGGAGCUGGACGAGCCUCCUGCUGUGCCGCCUGCUGCUGACCAGCUCAGGCGCCGGCUCCUGAAAACGACCAACGUUGACUUGGCCUCCUUUGAGACUGAUGAACUUUCGCCAAGCUGUGAAGAUGGCGCCGCUCCAGAGCAAGACCACAAAGAGGAAGAGGAUGCUGGGGAGGACACAGAGGAUGAGAGGAAACCUGAGCAUGAACGUGACGACAGAGAGGAAGAGGAGAAGGAGGGACAGCAAGAAGAGGAUCGUGAGGUCGAGAGAGAGGAGCUGGACGAGCAGCAACAGCGGAGAGAGGAAAUUGAAUGUGAUGAAUAUUCAGGAAGCAUCUCGCUGGAUUUCAUGGAGAGUGAUGGAGAGAAAAGUCUCGACCUCGUGGAAUCUCCCAGGCCUCUAAGUCAGGAAACGAGGAACCUCACUGCCAGCGAGCUGCUGCUCAACAACAUGUUUGAAAAUGAUGAGAUCUCCGACUCGGACAAGUUCUUCGUGACGUUGCCGAGGCCGCUGAAGCUGCUGUUCGCCCUCUACAACACCAUGGUGUCCAAAUCAGAGAUGCUGUGCUACUUUGUCAUCAUCCUCAACCACAUCGUGUCGGCUUCGCUGCUCUCACUCAUCCUGCCCAUUCUCAUCUUCCUCUGGGCCAUGCUCUCUGUGCCCCGGCCAACCAAACGCUUCUGGAUGACCGCCAUCAUCUACACAGAGCUGACUGUUGUGGUGAAGUACUGCUUCCAGUUCGGUUUCUUCCCCUGGACCACCUCGGCCUACAGAGGCAUCAACGCCGAGCGGCCCUUUGCCCUGCCCAACAUCAUCGGGGUGGAGAAGAAAGACGGCUACGUCCUCUUUGACCUCAUUCAGCUGCUCGCUCUGUUCUUCCACCGGUCUAUUCUCAAGUGCCACGGGCUGUGGGACAACAAGGAGGUUGAGAUGCCUGAUUUCUUCAAGAAGCUGAAGAAGAAAGUGGACAAGAAGAAGAUGACCGGUGGAGAUAAGAUGGGCGGCAGAGGGAAACCAACACGUCGGCUGAAGUUCCUCCCUCUGCAGGCCUCCACCACUUCCAUGUUCUGCAGACGAAAGAGAGGCGACUCUGCAGGAUCUCAGCAUGAGGUGAAGCCCAAGAAGCAGCACAGCAAGAAGACGAGACAGCAACGAAACAAGGCUCCGCUGACCAGGAAGCAGAGGAUCCGCCAGGAGAUCAGGGAGAGGAUGCUACAGGCCAAAGCUGCCAUCAUAGAAGUCGCCCUUCACAUUUACUUACCCAUCAGGCAGUUUUUCUACGACAUCAUCCACCCAGACUACAGUCCUGUGUGUGACGUCUAUGCCCUCAUGUUUCUCAUCGACGUAGUCAACUUUAUCGUCACUAUCUAUGGCUAUUCGGCCUUUGGGAAAUACUCGUCAGCGGCCGACAUCACAGAGUCCCUGUCGGAGGACCAGGUUCCAGAGGCCUUCCUGGUCAUGCUGCUCAUGCAGUUCGGCACCAUGAUAGUGGACCGGGCUCUCUACCUGAAAAAGUCCCUCCUGGGAAAGUGUGUUUUCCAGGUGGUGCUGGUGUUUGGCAUACACUUCUGGAUGUUCUUCAUCCUCCCCGGGGUCACCGAGAGGAGGUUUAGCAGGAAUUCCAUCGCUCAGCUCUGGUACUUUGUGAAGUGCAUCUACUUCGGCCUCUCUGCCUACCAGAUCAAGUGUGGCUACCCCAACCGCAUCCUGGGAAACUUCCUCACCAAGAACUACAAUUACCUGAACCUCUUCCUCUUCCAAGGGUUUCGCUUGGUUCCCUUCCUGACGGAGUUGAGGGCGGUGAUGGAUUGGGUUUGGACCGACACCACUCUGUCUCUGUCCAGUUGGAUUUGUGUUGAAGACAUCUAUGCUAACAUAUUCAUCCUCAAGUGCUGGAGGGAAUCUGAGAAAAAAUAUCCCCACAUUCCAGGGCAGAAGAAGACGAAGGUGGUGAAGUACGGGAUGGGAGGAUUCCUCAUCUUCUUUUUAAUCGGCAUCAUCUGGUUCCCCCUCCUCUUCAUGUCACUGGUCCAGUCAGCAGCCGGAGUCACCAAUCAGCCAGUGGACGUCUCCAUCCAGCUCAGCAUCGCAGGAUACGAGCCUCUGUUCACCAUGAGCGCCCAGGAGCAGAACUUGGUUCCGUACACAAAAGCUGGAUUCAACCGACUCACCAAAGUCUACGCCACUCAUCCAUCUGCCAUGCAGUUCAUAAUGAACUACUAUGCAGAGGACAUUAUUGUUGCCAAGGUCAAGAGUGAUGCCAGUCUGCUCUGGAGCAUAAGCCCUGCCAGUCGAGAGGCCAUGAUACGGGAGCUCAGCAACUCCUCUCACAUAUACAUGACCUUACGCUGGACGCUGCUGAGGAACGCGUCCAUCUCACUGAACGCGGAGACGGUGGGAGAGCACACUGUGAAGUUUGAGGACAUGACCUUGAGAGAAGGGAUCGUCCACAUGCUCAAAGGCAACAGCAGCGAUCCUGUGCUCAUUCACUCUCUGCUGCCAAAGUUCCUCAGGGGUCCCAAAGGACCAGAGUCCAAAAUGGCAACCAGGAUGAAAGUAGAGCACUCUGACCGCCCAGACCUCCAGGCACUUUCUUUCUUCAGGCCCAUGUCAGUCAAACUUCAACAGGUCAACAGGACGUCGGAGAAAGAGGGGGGCCAGUGGUGGGUGGUGGAGGAGUGCUCGCCUGUUCCCACUUCCUCUCAGCGCAAGUGUCACAGCAUAGAGAUAGUGGUGUUCAGUGAUAAAGUCAGCCCCUCCAGCCUGGGCUUUUUGGCUGGACACGGCAUCGUGGGUCUGUACAUGUCCGUGGUGCUGGUCGUCGGAAAGUUCGUCAGGGAGUUUUUCAACGGCAUCUCCCGGUCCAUCAUGUUCGAGGAGUUGCCAUGCGUGGACCGCGUCCUGAAGCUCUGCACGGACAUUUUCGUGGUCCGGGAGACGGGAGAGAUGGAGCUGGAGGAGACAAUGUUCGAGAAACUCAUCUUCCUCUACCGAUCGCCGGAGACCAUGAUCAAGAUGACCAGAGAGAAGAAAGACAGCUAGGGUUCGACAGUACACCCUGCUACAUCCCCCCACUCAGAAUGGAUUGUGUUAAGGCAUAUCAAACUUGGUGCAGUAAAAUCAACAUGAAUGCAGUAUGUGUGGUAAAAGUGUAAACUUGAAAAAAAAAAUGAUCCAGUUGUAAUGAAUAAUUCUGAGUGAAAUUAGAAACAAUUUUUGACUGUUAUAUUAAUGUUAACAUCUGGCCAUGGACAUUUUUUUUUUUUAGUGGAUCAGUGAAACAUUUUUCAAUGCACAAUUCAUAGAUUAAAAUUUUUUAUUGAUUGGAUUUACAGACUGUUUUUAAGUUCAAAGAGAAUAUCCAUGUUCUGAUUGCCUUGUAUGAAACUUAAGUUAGCUUGUUUACUUACACUUGUGCUCAGUUCCAUGCAAAGAAAAUUCACUCCUUUUAAAUUAGUUCAUUCAGGCAAAUUAUUCAGUUCAUAGUUCAAUAAUUUACAAUGCACUUAAACUGUUUCACCAAUUAAUCUGGACUGCAGUUAAAUCAAUUUAAGUGCCUGCUACUUUAUUUGCCAAUGUUAAUGUAGUUUUUCUGCCCACUGGGUAAUGCAUGCAUUUGAUUUCGGAUUCAGGUUUUUACUGUUGUUAAGUGCACACAUCAUCACACUCGCUGACUUAGAUUCUGUCAGGAACAUUUCAACGAACCCUUGACAUACCUUGGGAUCAACACACACAAACACCUCU
This is a messenger RNA of Scophthalmus maximus (turbot), 8979 nucleotides long. RefSeq names its product piezo-type mechanosensitive ion channel component 2. The transcript is spliced from 56 exons. The record is from RefSeq and is a predicted model, not a curated record. Bases 1 to 8277 code for a protein of 2758 amino acids. NCBI's taxonomy places the organism in Eukaryota, Metazoa, Chordata, Actinopteri, Pleuronectiformes, Scophthalmidae.